AUGGCGGAGACCGGGAGCCACAUGCGGCUCAAGGAAUGGCUCAUCGCCCAGAUCGACAGCGGCAGGUACCCGGGGCUGCGCUGGGAGAACCGCGAGAAAACCAUCUUCCGCAUCCCCUGGAAACACGCCGCCAAGCAGGACUAUCGGCAGCAGCAGGACGCGGCGCUCUUCAAGGCCUGGGCUGUCUACAAAGGGAAAUACCAGGAAGGAACAAAGGCAGACCCCUCCACCUGGAAAACCCGUCUCCGGUGCGCCUUGAACAAAAGCACCGAUUUCCAAGAGGUCCCCGAAAGAAGCCAGCUGGACAUCUCCGAGCCGUACAAAGUGUACCAGAUCCUGUCGGAUGGAGCCAGAGACCCCGAGAAGGAAGGCAGCCUGGAGUCCCCUCCCCCUGAAGAACAGCAGGCGAGCCAGCCCCCAGCCCCCGGGGACCCGGAGAGGGGAGUUAACUGCGGGCCAGACAAGGCUAGCGUGUCCUCGGGUUUGGAAGAGGAUGGGAAGAAGGAUCUGAUGGAGACCUCCCAGACUUCUCCAGUCCCUCUGGUCUCCCACUUACCAAGUCAUCCGGCAGACUGGGGGUAUCAUGUGAAAGGGGUUUUCUGUGGCUGGAGCCCAACACACGCUCGCUUUCUGCAGAGCCCACAGCCGGGUGAUCCCAGCUCCAAUCACGUCCCCACUGCAGACAUCAACAACUCAGAUUGCUGGCUGCACGUCCGCCUCUACUAUCGCGACGUGCUGGUGAAGGAGUUCACCACCCGCACCGCCGAGGGCUGCCGCAUCACCUACCGCCUGGUGCCGGCUGACAACGAGCGACUCUACGGCCCGUCCUCCAUGGAGCAGAUCCAGUUCCCCUCCCCCCGCCUGCUGACCGGCGACAGCAGGAUGGCGGGCGUGACGGGCGUCUUGGAACGGCUUCUUCCCCACCUGGACCGGGGCGUCCUCUUGUGGGUGGCCCCUGAAGGCGUCUUCAUGAAGCGGCAGUGCCAAGGCAGGGUGUACUGGAACGGGCCCAUGGCGCCUCACAACGACCGACCCAACAAGCUGGAGAGAGAGAAAACCUACAAGCUCCUGGACACACAGCAGUUCCUGCAGCAACUACGGAGCUACCUGAGUCGUGGGGAGCCCAUGCCCCAGUAUCAGAUCCGCCUGUGCUUCGGAGAGGAGUAUCCCCCCACCCCAAGCCAGAACUUUCAGAAGCUCAUCAUGGCCCACGUUGAGCCAGUGUUUGCACGAGAACUCUUCCUUCAUGCCCAGCGCAUGGGACCACUGUCACAGCGCGACUCCUCACAGCCGUAUGCCACUGAUGCUUCCAGCCACAUCACCCAGAUCCUGAAGCAGCUGUGCCAGCCCUGAGCUCCCGGUAGAGGAAGACGGGGCCAGCAAGGUGCCUCGACCCCACUCACAGUCGAGCUUGUGUAGCAUGGAAAAGAUCGUGCCCACCCCGCACACACCCCAUUAGCCCUGUCUCUAAUGGAGGCCCUAUAACCCGGGAGUAGCCUUGCGUAACACAGCAUGGAGGGACCCAGCCAGCCGCUGCACAUAAGGACUAGAGCCUGGAUUGCUCUAUGGGGUAGCCCUGGAAUCAGCCCUGUAGAUCUAGUUGCAUUAGCCCCUCUCUGGGGGAAGCAUGCUCUUUAUCCGGAGCUCAGGCAUGGGGACUUCAUCCCAGACUGAUCCGUGGCAGGAUAGCUGUGACGUGGCGCUACUGGAGUACGACAUGGGCUCUGGGACGUGGCGGGUUACGUUGAUACAGAAGAAGUGUUGAUUUUUGUACCCUGGCCGCUGUGAUUUUAUUUCUCUGGCUGAAGCAGGGUGAUGGUUAGUUCCGUGGCCCUGGGAACCUGCCCUUCCGUAACAGCUGUGAGUAAAAACGCUGGUUCAGGAGCACAGAGCUCAGGGCAGGGCAGUGGGUUCAGGGCAGCUGAUG
This is a messenger RNA of Emys orbicularis (European pond turtle), 1927 nucleotides long. RefSeq names its product interferon regulatory factor 4-like. NCBI's taxonomy places the organism in Eukaryota, Metazoa, Chordata, Testudines, Emydidae. Gene Ontology annotation, cellular component: nucleus. The record is from RefSeq and is a predicted model, not a curated record. The transcript is spliced from 8 exons. Gene Ontology annotation, biological process: regulation of transcription by RNA polymerase II; immune system process. Gene Ontology annotation, molecular function: DNA-binding transcription factor activity, RNA polymerase II-specific; protein binding; RNA polymerase II cis-regulatory region sequence-specific DNA binding. Bases 1 to 1353 code for a protein of 450 amino acids.